CAUUUUUAAAAACAAAAAUAACAGCAAAAUAUCAUUUUGCUAGGUGGUGCAUGUUACCGCCUGAUUAAAAGGAAAUGGCCGCCAUGCAUCCAUCUACCCGUCCAGCCGGGGGUACCGGAUACGCCGGAUACCGUAGCACCGUGGGGGGGCGUCGGGUGUGUGUGGCUGGGUUGACUGGCAGUACCGACGGUACCGUUGUACGUUUCGAUGAACAAUUCAAUGUGGUGGUCUCAUUCGCUUCUCGAAGAAUUCCGUGAAGAUAGAAUUGUUAUUCAAUAACGGAGGCAUGGUUGGCGUGGACGGACUAGCAUCUGGGGUGUCAUGGCCCAGGCAGACUGACGGGCCCUGACGUGGUCCCGGCCGGGGCCCCGGGCGGGCUGGACGGGGCCCUCGAUGGCAUGGUCCCGCUGGUGUACGAGCCGGCCACGCAGCGGAUGCGCCGGAGGUCCCCCGAGAGGGACGCGGCCUCGCUCACGAGCACCUCCUCGGCCAGCACGGACCUGUCGGCCUGCCCGUCGGAGGCCGAGGAGGGCGCCAGGCGCAGUGCUGGCCUGGCCGCCAUCUUCUCCAGAGGCCUUUUGGCUUGGAAGUGGAAGGCUUCCGAGGUGAGAGUGCCCUCACCUCGAGAUCCGUCUCCUACUCCUUCCAAGCAGAGUGCCGAUGGCUGUGUGGCCAGCUCAACGACUGCACUCAUCUUGGAGAACCGUCCGUCGAACCUCCCCGCCAAGCCCCCGGACGAGGAGCACAAGCACAGGCUGGAGUACGAGGAAAUGGUGAAGGCAGCCCGGAAAAAAGAGCUCAAGGAGGCGGCGGCCCGCAGGAAGCAGCUGGAGCAGCAGUGGCGCCAGGAGGAGCAGCUGGUGCAGGCGACGCGCACCUGGGUCUCGGACGUGUUACCCCGCUGGGAGACAGCGCGGCACCAGCGGCGCACGCAGGAGCUCUGGUGGCAGGGCAUCCCGCCCAGCGUGCGGGGCCAUGUCUGGAAGCUGGCCGUGGGCAACGAGCUGAACAUCACGAGCGAGCUGUACGAGAUCUGCGCUUCACGCUCGCGCCAGGUCACACGGGCCGACGAUCCUGACCGGGCCGACACCCGGGAGAACUCUGCCCAUCUGAUACGGCUGGACGUGUCGCGCACCUUUCCGCAACUCGGCAUCUUUCAAGAGUCGGGCCCCUACUUCGACGUCCUGCACUGCCUGCUGGGCGCCUACGUGGUGUACCGGCCCGACGUGGGCUACGUGAGUUCCCGGGCAGUGGUCUCCGGCCUGGCCGACUGCAGCGGCCUCGCUUCCGCAGGUGCAGGGCAUGUCCUUCCUGGCGGCCAUGCUGCUGCUCAACCUGGACGUGGCCGACGCCUUCAUCUGCUUUGCCAACCUGCUCAAUCGGCCCUGUCAGCUGGCCUUCUUUCGUGUGGACCAGCCGCAGAUGAACGCCUACUACACUCUGUACGAGGACUUCUUCCGCGAGAACCUGCCCAAGCUGUUUGCACACUUCCAGAAACACAGUCUCACGUCAGACCUGUACCUCGUGGACUGGUGAGUGUCUCAGAAUCUUGGCUCGGAGCCCUGGCCAGGGCCCCCAGUCGAGACUGUCACCACUGCAGGAUCUACACGUUGUACAGCCGGUCUUUGCCGCUGGAUGUGGCCAGCAGAGUUUGGGAUGUCUUCUUGAGAGACGGCGAAGAAUUCCUGUUUAGGUCGGCACUGGGUAUCAUGCGGCUCUACGAACAAGUCCUAUUGCAACUAGACUUCAUCAACCUUGCCCAGUUCUUGACCAAGCUGCCAGAGGACAUGAAUUCCGACGUGCUGUUCGACUCCAUCGGCGCUAUUCGCAUGACUGUUAACAAGCGUAACUUUGCGCAGGUCUUGGCAAAACACCGGGAGCAAGCCAGCUAGGACCGACAAUGUAAUACCACCGCUUUUGUCGCAGAAGUGGGGACAAACUCGACGGACACAAUGGAGACUGCUCGACGGAGUGCCUGGGACUCCCUGGACUUCCAGUGAUUGUACCCAUCCGGUUCUACCACGCUAGACGUUGGGAUGAGGUCUGAUGGCUCUCGUCUAGUCUCCAGCUCUAGUCAAUACUCCCAAGCUGUUGGCACAGCUUUGAAAAAUGGAUGUACAUCCUGUGGCAACACCACUUUCAGCCAGGAGGUUUGACCUCCAGAUGUGUUUGUCCAGCUGUUCCUUUUUUUUCACAUGCCCCAGUGAACCAAUCUCUCGAACGGCGACAAACGGAAAUCCAAAGGAGAUUUGAGAGCACAUACAGGUAUGUAUGUUGCAAAGCAACAUGCAUAGCUGCAAGGGUAUGUUGCAAAGCAACAGAUACGUUCUUCUCAUUGUGGGACAUGGAAGCAUAAUAUGGUUCUCCGGCUAUGUGUCGCACAAAGACCAUCAGCUAUGUCCAGUCUCUGCUGUCAGCUCUCCUCCCCAAAAGACCGGGAACAAGUCGAGCCAAACCACUCGCAAGACCUUUCAGCCCGGUAUUUUGUGUGUGGGGCUCUGCUGUCCUGUGCUCCCAUAGUUUGUGGCUGUAGCAUUCUGACGCCAGAUGGGAAUGUGCACAAAAAAAAAAAAAAAGUGGUUUUUGUUUGCCCGUGGUGCAAGUUUUUAGGGCAGGCACAAGCUUGUUCUGCAGUAUUGCAUAGCAUUCCAAAUGUGUGUAAAGAGUGAAUAAGUUUCUGUCCAAAAAGAGGAUUUCCCAGCCCCUCGACAGGAUCACUGUGUAAGCAUUGUUGAAAAAGAGUUGGAGGUAACGGUGUCUUCCAUUCAGCAAAAAGGAGCGUGAAUCUUGAAUCAAACCAAACUGCUUAAGGAGAAACUCUAAUCCUAAAAAAUAAAUUGUCUUGUUGCUUUAUAAGUUCCAACAUAAUUUCUAAUUGCUACACUUAAAAAACGCCCAUUUAUAUUAUGUCGAUUCAAAGUUUUAUAUCCAGGUUGUUUACGAGCAUGUGUUGAAAACUUGUUCCCGUUUUCUAAGAAUUUAUUUUUUCAUCACAACAGAAACUUGUGUGCACAAUAUCUUGCAUCUGAAUACUUUUUGCAGGGUUGGAUAUGUCAUAAAUCAGAGUGCAGAAAAUGUCAGCUCCAACAUUUUCUAAUUGGUAAAGACUUUAAUGACUAAUUUAUCAGCGAAGGAAUUUCAACAUAAUAAUUUUUUCUAGAAUGAUGCUAAAGUUAUAAGAAUGAUUUUGUUGUGCUCUCUACCAGGGCAUGCAGACAUACUUUGUGGCAUAGUUUUUGAUGGGUAAAGAAGUGAGGCAGAAACGUGUGAUAGAUUCAGUACUUUCCUGAGAACUAUAAGAUGACAGUGAGCUUAUCUAUGUGCUUAGUACAAAAUGAUUACUCUAGGUGAGAUGUUAUACAUUGGAUAAGAACUGACGAAAAAACAUGUUGAAAACCAGGUUCUCCCCUUUAAAAGGGGACACUACUCAGAAAAGUCAACUUCUGUACCGCUUGCUCGAUUUCAAUCAAAUUUGCAGUGUAGGUUUAUAUGAUUGGCAAGACCAUCCCUGUUAAAUUUCAUAGUCCUAUGUCAAUUUUGAAACUUGUUACAAAUGUUACAAUAUGGAAGUCAGUGUGUUCGCUUAGGAAAACUAUUGUUUUAAAAUAAAAUACAAAUUUGUGAUUUUUAUGCCUAAUAUAGUCAUAGGAAUACCCAUAGCACAUAUCCAGCUAGCUAUUUUGCUAUAUUGCAAUGUUUUUCAUAAGUUUAACUCCACAAGAUUACACUUUUUUUUUCAUGUCUGCGCUUUUUUUUACAAAUGUUUUGUUUUAGCAUAAAAGAAUGUAAAAGUAGAAAAACUAACCAUCCCCAGGCAUGUUCCUCACAAAAUUCUAUCCCAGAAAGCCACCUAAGAAUAACUCUCUAUUGCAUAAUAGGCAAACAAUAAGUCUUCUAAAGUGAAAUUAAUGCCGAAAAGCGGAACCGAGAAAAGUGUAUUCAAAGUGCUUCAACCCCUGCCUCUUCCUUGGCAUCGGUGGACCGAAAAUAAUUUAUAAAAAAUUGACUAUGCAGUGUAAACUAAUUAAACUUUCUGGGAAUACUCUUUAGAUGUUGGUGGAUGUAAAUAUGGCAUUUUUUCAAAAUCAACUUUUUUUUUUUUGCAAAAAUUGUUUUUUUCUGGGUAGUGUCCCCCCUUUAGAAAGAAAUGCCAGUGUAACUUAAAAGUGCUGUAAAAUUUUGAAGUUGUUUUCUCACUCUCUUUGAUGAACAUCUUCGACGUAACAAAAUACAUUUCACAAACACAUGUUGCAGGAGGUUGAUGGCAUGAAUGAGGAUUUUAAUACAUGGAAGUUAUUUUUACAUUCAGGAAAACAGAAGGGUAGUCAAUUUGACACAGGAGCAGCAUGUUGGUGCUGCGUUUAAAUGCAUGGCUGUCCACGUUACAGGCGCAAUGAUACUACAUGCUUACAAAUUCAUUAGUUGCAAAGUUUCAGUACAACUUGUAUAGAAAUGCUGGAAUGCAUAUACGAAUACACAUAUCAGAAUAAAUAGUACUUCUCCAUGAA
Ixodes scapularis (black-legged tick) is the source of this 4508-nucleotide messenger RNA. RefSeq names its product TBC1 domain family member 14. NCBI's taxonomy places the organism in Eukaryota, Metazoa, Arthropoda, Arachnida, Ixodida, Ixodidae. The record is from RefSeq and is a predicted model, not a curated record. Bases 399 to 1892 code for a protein of 497 amino acids. The transcript is spliced from 9 exons.